AUGCCUUCAAAACUCACAUUUCACGCCCCAGGGCCAAAUGUUCCGGAUGACAACGUCUCAUCCCUUCAUCACCAGUCUACCGUGACCACCAAUGCAAUUUACAACAAGUACAUUUCGAAUACCGCACUAGCAGCUCCAACCCCUGAAGAAGCUCCCAAAAUCCCCGCCCCUCAUCUCUUCGAAUUCACGAACCCAAAAUCAUUCUGCUCGUCGAUUUCUCCGGACUCGUCAUGGAAUCCUCCUCUCACCGCAGAAUGUGCGGCACAUCUGGAGUUUCUCGAAACGCUCUUCACGACGCGAAGUCAGGUUUUGAAUUCCAAGAAAAUCAGUGCCGCAAUGGGAUAUUCGAGCCUCCUUAAACCUACUACUAAGACCAUUUCGAAAUGGCACAACGGAAAGUGGCUGAAGUAUAUCGAGUUUGCCGUUAUCCGGUUCUUUAUAUGGAAAGAAUGCCUGAAGCCCGGCUCCAAGAAUGUUGACUACUGUCCACCCCUUGAUGUAUUGAUGGUGUGGCAUUCUCUUCUUCUCAAUCCGGUCUUACUUCACAUGCACUUCACAGAAGAUCCCAUUAUCAAUGUCAAAUUUCCCUGGGAGCGCUUCCACAAUCACUUGAACAACAAGACUUGGGAUUUUAGCCUUUCAUCACGUGAAAAACAGGAUUUCAUCAAAAACACGGCGAUGAGAUUACAUCUUUUUACCAUUUUUAAGGAUUGGCCGGUUCAGACUACUGCUGUCAAGGAGAAAACCUACAUUGGACUGCACGACUUUUCUUUUGGGAAAUCGCCCGCGGAAAAGCUCUCACAUCUGCUCCCUAAAGGGGAGAAGGCUAAGUCGAUCCAGCUUUACUCAAUGGCAUUUAGACAUGUCCCUGUUCAUAUUGCAGAGGAGCUUCGCGACGCCGUGAAACGCCAGUUUGCCUUUGUGGAAAAGAUGCAUGACCACCUCUGGAUCCGCAGCCCUGGUCUUGAGGGUACUCUAGAGAGAGCUAUUAACCGGUACGACGAGUUUCUUGAACUUAUGAAACGGGAGCCUGGUACCAUGCUCGUCCCGACACUGGACAUUGAUCUGGUUUGGCAUACACAUCAGUGCACGGCCUCACAGUAUGCAGAAGAUAUGAAGGCGAGGGUAGGCCGAUUUAUUAAUCAUGACGACAAGAUUGCCGCUGUUGAGCUGAGCAGCGGAUUUGAUCGGACAGCGGGGCUGUAUAUGAAGCAUUUUGGCAAAAACUAUUCGAUCUGUGGCUGCUGGGAGUGUGAGCUGCUGACCUCGAAGAUGGGGCAGGUUGUUAUCUCUGGAGAAGAGAUUGACAUGGAUAGAGUCGUCCAAGAAAUAAAGGAUGAGAUGCUCUAUUAUCGCGCAGUCGAGGUCAAGAGAAGGGAAAAGAAGCCCCUACCAAUCCGUUGA
This is a messenger RNA of Clonostachys solani, 1404 nucleotides long. The record is from the annotation of a GenBank genome assembly. Lineage: Eukaryota; Fungi; Ascomycota; Sordariomycetes; Hypocreales; Bionectriaceae.